Messenger RNA from Mya arenaria, 2929 nucleotides. RefSeq names its product E3 ubiquitin-protein ligase RNF180-like. Lineage: Eukaryota; Metazoa; Mollusca; Bivalvia; Myida; Myidae. Gene Ontology annotation, cellular component: endoplasmic reticulum membrane. Gene Ontology annotation, biological process: norepinephrine metabolic process; positive regulation of proteasomal ubiquitin-dependent protein catabolic process; serotonin metabolic process. The coding region runs from base 80 to 1645 and encodes 521 amino acids. The record is from RefSeq and is a predicted model, not a curated record. The transcript has 7 exons. Gene Ontology annotation, molecular function: metal ion binding; ubiquitin protein ligase activity; ubiquitin conjugating enzyme binding.
CAAUAUCGCGGAAAGGUAGUACGUAGGAAACGACAAGAAUUUUGAAAUGAUUAGUGCUUACACAAAUGGCUGAUCAACAAUGGAUGUGUACCGAUGCAGGAAAUGUCGCUGUGAUCUGCAGGUCACACAUGCUGUAGUAAACAGUGUAUGUGAAGGUUACUUGACCCAGCAACAUGUGUGGUACCUGGAGGUUGACAGAGCUCCGGAAUGGGUCAACACUGCUGUCAACAGUGCAAGCUGGGCAAAAGGCAAACUUACAUGUCCCAAAUGCAGUGGGCGUGUGGGGUCGUUCGACUUCACUAAUGAGAAGAUAUGCCAAUGUGGCCUACACACUGUCCCCUGUGCUCACCUGGUCAAGGAUAGAGUCGACCAAAUCAGAAAACAGAGCAUUUCUCCGGUUGGUCCUUUUCCCAGACGAGCCACCUACAGACGUCAAGAUUCACCACCUGCUGACACCUCGGGUACAGAAAAACAAAGACAAACAAGUGGGGACAGUCAUGUAAGGAACAUAGAUACUACAGCCUGGACAUUCAUGGACAAUUCUGGUCCUAGUCUUUCAAAGGUGAUUGAUGGAAAAAAGGAUGACGAUGUUUGUGACAAUGACAAUGAUUCUGAUGGUGAAAGGAUACAAGUGUUGAAGACAGGAUUUGGGGUGACUAAUAAGAUGGAAAAUCUGCUAGAAUCGUCAACUGAUAAUGGUACAAAUAAUGUUUGUAAUAAGACAAGUUUAAGGAAAAGAAAGAGACGAAAAAGAGCUGAAUACCAGUGUGAUAGGUGUUUUGCCUCUGUUGGUGAUGGUAAUGGUUGUAUCUGCGCUCUAAUGCACAGGGAGGAUGGUGCCCGGUCAGAGAACAUGUUUGGGGCCCUGUCAGACAGCUGUAUGGGAGAGAAAGCAACUCAACCAGACACAGAUUUCUUUGAACCAGAGCCGGAGGUAGAGAUCCCUGCAGACCUGACCUGCUCUGUGUGUUUGGACCUGUAUUACCGGCCGUGUGUUUGUCUUCCGUGUCGCCAUACAUUCUGUGAACAUUGUCUGAGGGAUGUCUGUAAACAGAAGCCUGUAUACACACCGUGUCCCCUGUGCAGGGUCCUUAUUGACACUUGUACUAUUAAUAAUGCUUGUGUGGAGAGAAUCAAACAGGAGUAUGCGAACAGUUAUGAGGAGCGACAGCGGGAGGUGAAGAAGAUGCGAAAGUCGAAGAGCUUCUACCCCCUGCCAGGUAACCAUGGCAACAACUCGUUGUCCCAACGAUUGGCGGGAUGGGGCGCAUCCCCGGCUGAAACGGGUAUGGAGGAAUUACUGAUGGCCAGUCUUCAGGACAUCAUCAUGCGCUUCGCCUGGGUUAUGGUUCUUUUUCUUAUUCAUAACUUUGUUUUUCGCUUCUGUGAAGCGAUUGGGUUUAGUUUUUAUUGUGAUAAUGCAUUCCAUUUUAAUGAUUUUCUUAGAAGUAUGAUGUUAAAGUUAAUUAAUUUUGGAUUUUUACACACAGUGAGAAAAUGCCUAGGGUUGACCUUUGUUCGAAGUGAUAUUUUUGGAUACCUAGUCGUGUACGCAGCCUUGUUCAUGGUAUUUUACUUUGACACUAAUACAUGGAUUCAGUUUGGAUAUAGCAUGGUGAUUUUAGGAUCUUUAUUUAUUAACUGAACACAAUUUAGUGUGUGAAUUAUUAUGUCUAUUUAUUUGAUAAUUUAUACAAACAGAAUGUUAUUGCUUCAUCUUGAAUUGAGAUGGACAUCAAGGUUUGCUCUAGUUUGUCAGUCAGUCCAUCUUGCCAAAAUCUUGACAUACAAUCGAGUAUGAUAACUCUAUCUUGCAAAUAAUGCAAAGUUUGCCCCCUUAUUAUUUGACUAAGAAAUUCUGUUAAGGUUAUAAAAAAAAUGUGUGGUUCAGGUAACAUUGGUCAAAGAAACAAAUGUGUGCUGUAUAAACAUUGAAGACAUCUCAUCAAUAUUCCCGUAUACAAUAAUUCUUAGUUGUAUUCUUUAUGUUGUCAUUAAGUUUAUGGCGUAAAAACUUCUCAAAGAUAUUCAACGAUAAUAUUGCGUCAGGAUGGUCUUUACUGUGAUUGAAGCCCAGGUUUCCUGAUCCUGGCAUACAGUCUUCUUUACUUAACAGAAAAACACUAAAUUUCAUUUAAAUUUUACAUCUGACAACUGCAAUGGGUGGUGUUCCUUUAAAUAUUUUCUACCUGUUCGUCUUUGUUGAAAAUAUCAUCCCGCACACCCCAAGGGGUGCAUCUUGAAGGGUUUAGCGUUCCCUACAUGGACAAAUUGGUCCCAGCCUGUUCAGGUGUAGGGAUGCUGAGCAAUAAUGUCUGUGUCUGGUGAUUGUAUAGUUGCUGCUGGUGGUCUUUGAGCUGGUGAUGGUGUACAUGCUGUUCUCAAGAUUGCAUUCUUAUCUACUUUGUCUUCAAAUUUAAUAAUCAAUAGAUUAGGCUCAGAUUGCCUAAUGCUGACUUUGGCCUCUGGAUCUAAUGAUAUGAGGUUUCUGUUUUGAAAGUGAUAGAUCUUCACCUGUGGAGUAAGUUUAUCAUCAUUCAUCUCUACUGUCCGUUUUGGGUUGACCAGUGUGGGGUUCUUUUUGUUCCUCUGCCAUCUGUUGUCAUUGUCCUUCCACUUCGAAGAUCCUGCAGCCGCUGGCAGUUGUGGUGGUUCAAAUGAUGUUGUGGUGGUGGGGAGUGGGAAUCUCUGCUGCUGGCACCCGGAAUACAACUAUAAAUAAUGAUAUUACAUAAUAUUAUAUAUAUAAUUAAAAAUAAUAAAAUGUCUCACCUUUAUCUGCAUUCGACUAUACUAAUUAAAUAAAUAUAAUACUAUUACUAACUCUUAUUAUGUUGCUUAGUAUGCCCAAUCCCCAGUGUCUUCUUUUUGGCGAUUGGCGACAGUCUGCUUGCUGUAAAUGGUGGGUGUGUCCUCAUGUCCUCAUCAG